Gryllus bimaculatus (two-spotted cricket) is the source of this 1119-nucleotide messenger RNA. The record is from the annotation of a GenBank genome assembly. Lineage: Eukaryota; Metazoa; Arthropoda; Insecta; Orthoptera; Gryllidae.
CGAGGUAUCUCGAUGCUGCGCUGUUCCCUGGCGCGAUGCGGCGUUGUUUUGACGAGUGACAGUCGCUUGGAUUGUUGUGACAGUUGACCGAUGUGGCCGUGUGAAGUCGGCGAUUAGUCUGCGAAACUGUGUUGUUUGUUGAUGGUGCUGAAUGAUAUUAUAGUCGUGGAGAACAAUGUGUGGCAACCUGCUGUUGAAGAUUAUUAGAUAUUAUUAUUGCAUCAAUAUGCAAUAUAUUGUGUGCGAAUAAGUUGUGACAGCAGUGUGCAAGAUUCUGUUUUCUCAAUUAUGAUAUUAAUUUCUUGAUAUUAAAUACGAACAUCGUACUGUCCAAAGUGUAUGUGAAUGCAUUGCUGGGUUGACACGCCAUAUUUUGUGUAAAUAUUAUCGAGACAAUCGAAACAUUUUAUAAUACUCAAGAAACCAUGUGGGAUUGUUUAUACGUUUACCGUACUGUUUCUUAGUACAUACUAUCGAAGUUCCGAACUAGUGGAAGUGGUUGCCUCUAUUGAAGAUCUUCCAGUAGUUACGGGGAUACCCAUGUGGCCUGUGGUGACAGAAGACACGGUGGAAGACCGUGGUUCGAUUACCGGCAAAGGGUUUGAAGGAAUGUUCCUUCGAUGGAAGGUUCUUGACCCGGAGUUUCUUGUGAAGAAUAAUUUAUUAGAGCAUUUAUCACCUAAUAUUUUCGUCCAUCAUCAAAUCUUGAACAAUUUCGUGACUUGGUACCCUAUACAAUCUUGGGUGUUAUGGGAUGCGUAUGGAAAUAUCCGCUCGAGCUGCACCUCUGCUGCGUUUACGCUGCGAAUCUCUCGGCGCACGGGCGCGGCGACCUCGGGAAGGCGCCACCGGCCCCGCAGGCCUCGGCGCCGCGACGCCGAGCCGCCGCCGCCGUCUUCGGUGACUCACGCGGCGCGCGCUUGCACGCAGGGCGUCGGCGGCAGGUGGACACGCCUCGCUUGCGCCACCGGCGCGCGCCUUAAUGCGAAUAUGGAAGUGAAAGCUCUUGCUUGCGCAACGGACAGUUUUUUGGCGGUGCCCUGGGAGCUGUCUCAGGGCAAUCGUGACUGGUUUCGAAGAUUUCCUCCCACGGUUCGUCAUAAUGACUGCCGCUCCUGA